Molecule: messenger RNA, 197 nt
Organism: Paramecium sonneborni
Lineage: Eukaryota; Ciliophora; Oligohymenophorea; Peniculida; Parameciidae
Source: the annotation of a GenBank genome assembly
AUGUAAGUUUUAUCUCUAUAGAAGCUUGUGUUUUCUGCACAAUAAAUGGCUUAGAAAGAACAUUUUGCUGGUAAGUGGGAUGUCCUAGUAGACAUUUUUUAUAAAUGUCUUCAAUUAUACAAAUAUAAUAGAACUGCUUUAAUAACUGAAAGUAAACCAACAUUUAAUAUAGAGUUUUAUCCGUCCAUAAAAAAUGA